AGUAGUUAUUGCCGGUUCAUAGAUUCAUAGUCAAAGAUAUAAAUGUAUUUACUAUGAGAAUAGUAUAUUGGGAUAUUUAUUGUUUAUCAAUUUUUUAUACUAUAUUUUUGUAAACAAAUUCAUUCGUUUUAUAAGCGAUUACAUUCGUUUCGUUUAUGAUCAAUGAUUCCUAUUCAAAUAUCGGAUGAUAUUGAAUAAACAAUAAUCGUAGUAAAAGUUUUUCGAAUAAUUCAGGCAAAUGAAUAAAAAUGAUUCCAUGAGUAGAUAUGGACCUCUCAUCGGUGCAAUUGACGAAGGCACGAGUAGUGCUAGAUUUUUGGUAUUUGCUGCGGAGACAGCCGAAGUAUUAACUUAUCAUCAAAUUUCAAUCACUCAUUUUUAUCCAAAGGAAGGAUGGGUUGAACAAGAUCCCAUACAAAUAUUAAAUGCAGUUAGAGAAUGUCUUCGUCAAACUGUAUUUAAUUUACAGCAAUUGACUAUAGAUCCAACUGAUAUAGUUGCUAUUGGAGUGGCAAAUCAAAGAGAAACAACAGUUGUAUGGGAUUCUGUUACAGGAAAACCAUUGUAUAACGCAAUCGUAUGGAUGGAUAUGAGAACUACUCCUAUGGUAGAUGACAUAUUAAAAGGAAUAAGGAACCAAAAUAAAAAUUGUCUGAAGUCUCUAUGUGGUUUACCUAUCAAUCAUUAUUUUAGUGCUUUAAAAAUAAAAUGGUUACUGGAAAAUGUACCAGAAGUUAAAGAAGCAUUAGCCAAUGAACAAUGUAUGUUUGGGACAAUAGAUACCUGGCUUAUUUGGAAUUUAACUGGAGGAGUAAAUGGUGGUGUUCACACUACAGAUGUUACAAAUGCUUCAAGAACUAUGCUCAUGAAUAUUAGAACUUUACAAUGGGAUCCGAAACUACUAUCAUUUUUUCAAAUACCAUCAAGUAUUCUGCCACAAAUUCGAAGUUCGUCAGAAAUUUAUGGGUAUAUUCAGGAUGAUAUUCUUCAUGGUGUACCAAUAUCUGGAUGUUUAGGAGAUCAGCAAUCAGCACUUGUAGGUCAAUCAUGUUUUCAACAAGGACAAGCUAAAAGUACAUACGGUACUGGGUGCUUUCUUUUGUACAAUACAGGCACUACUGUUGUAGAUUCAACUCAUGGUUUACUAACCACAGUUGCAUAUCAAUUUGGUCCAAAUGCAACACCAGUGUACGCUCUUGAAGGUUCUAUAGCAUUUGCUGGAGCUGUUAUUAAAUGGUUAAAAGAUAAUCUUGGAAUGUUAUCAAAUGCAAAAGAAAGUGAAACUGUAGCAGAAAGCGUUUCUACCGAUAGUCACGUCACUUUUGUCCCUGCAUUUUCAGGUUUAUAUGCGCCAUAUUGGAAAAAAGAUGCUAGAAGUGUUAUAUGUGGAGUCACAGAAAGAUCAACAAGUGCUCAUAUCGUAAAAGCAACUUUGCAAUCUAUAUGUUUUCAAAUAAGAGAUAUUUUAGAAACCAUGAAAAACGAUGCAGGAGUAACAUUGUCCAAGUUAUUAGUAGAUGGUGCCAUGAUUAAUAAUAAUUUAUUGAUGCAAAUGCAAGCUGAUAUUGUUGGGAUUCCAGUGAUUAGGCCACUAAUGUCUGAAACAACUGCACUUGGAGCUGCAAUUGCUGCAGGUAGUGCAGAAGGUAUACGUAAAUGGAAUAUAAAAUCAGAAUUAAUUAUACCUAGUGACAUCUUCUUACCUACUAUAACUGAAGAUGAAAGUAAUAUCUUAUAUUCACAAUGGAAAGAAGGUAUUAAAAGAAGUUUAGGAUGGAAUACAAUUACUGAUAUAGAUGAUGAUGUUAAAUACAUGCAUAAAGUAACAGCACCUGGUGUAUUUAUAAUUGGUACAAUGAUUUUACUUGUGCUAGCAAAAUAUCGAUCUUUCAUGUAAUUUAGAAAUAAAAUAUUAUAAACGGAGA
Messenger RNA from Vespa mandarinia (Asian giant hornet), 1925 nucleotides. RefSeq names its product glycerol kinase 3. Gene Ontology annotation, cellular component: mitochondrion. Lineage: Eukaryota; Metazoa; Arthropoda; Insecta; Hymenoptera; Vespidae. Gene Ontology annotation, biological process: glycerol-3-phosphate metabolic process; carbohydrate metabolic process. Gene Ontology annotation, molecular function: glycerol kinase activity. The record is from RefSeq and is a predicted model, not a curated record.